AUGUUAUCUUUGCCGAGCCCAUCCAUCAUUCUUAGCGCUUUGGCGGCGUUGCCAAUCCUCACCUCUGCGUCUCCUACCGGUCUAAUACCAGCUGCACCGCAAUUUACCAAGAGGGAGAUUACUUGCAAUUCCAACUAUGAAGGCUACGCCUUUCUAUACUUUAGCAACCGAGAUGAAAACAUUUAUCUUGCUGCCAGUAACGGAAACGACGCCUUGUCCUUCACCGAGUUAAACAAUGGCAAGCCCAUAUUGACAUCCACAAAAGGAGACGGUGGAGUUCGAGAUCCCUUCAUCUUGAGGUCACACGAGGGAGACAAAUUCUACAUCCUCGCGACUGAUCUUUGCAUCGGCUGCGGCACGAGCUGGGGAGAUGCUCAACGCUUUGGUAGCCGAUAUCUCGAGAUCUGGGAGUCAAAGGACCUCAUCACGUGGAGUGCCCAGCGCCAUGUUGAGGUUUCUCUAGAUAACUACGGCAAUACCUGGGCACCUGAGGCUUACUAUGAUGACGACCUCAAAACCUAUGUUGUAUACUGGGCGUCUGGAAUCUAUGACAAUGAAGCAAAUCCCAAUCAUGAUCCGAUUGAGUACCAGCGUAUGGUAUAUGCUACAACGGAUGACUUUGUAACGUUCAGCGAGCCGAAGAUCUGGCAAGAUGAACCGCCGAAUGGCCGGAUUGACUCCACCGUUAUCAAGGAGGACGGCCUCUAUUAUCGUUUCACAAAGGCUACCAUCAAUGGCUGUGCGGAUAUCGUACAGGAAAGUAGUCCGUCGCUGACUGCAGGGUUAGACGAUUGGCAUCAGAUAGCAAGUUGUAUCGGAAAGAACGCGGGAACGCAAGAGGUAGAGGGCCCUUCAAUCUUCAAGACAAACUGCAAGGAUGUCAAUGGUGCAAGAUAUAUCCUUCUGGCUGAUGAAUUUGGCGGCAAUGGUUAUGUGCCACUAGAGUCGACUGAUCUCGCUGGUGGGAAGUGGACACUCCGCACGGGGUACAAGUACCCCGAGUCUCCUCGUCACGGCACCAUCAUCCCCCUGACUUUGGAGGAGCUGGAAGGUAUCCAGAAGGCCUUUGCCAAUACGGCUUGA
Molecule: messenger RNA, 1083 nt
Organism: Fusarium musae
Lineage: Eukaryota; Fungi; Ascomycota; Sordariomycetes; Hypocreales; Nectriaceae
Exons: 1
Coding region: 1-1083 (360 amino acids)
Source: RefSeq, a predicted model, not a curated record